Messenger RNA from Acanthocheilonema viteae, 2037 nucleotides. The record is from the annotation of a GenBank genome assembly. NCBI's taxonomy places the organism in Eukaryota, Metazoa, Nematoda, Chromadorea, Rhabditida, Onchocercidae.
AUGUCCAAGUUUCAUUUAUGUCUGGAUGGUGAUGCUGAUGACGAUGACAAGCUUAGUAUUAAUAAAGCUUAUGCAGAACGUUAUGACAGUUGGCGGCAUUUAGAGGAAUUGCAGAAAUUGAAAGAUAGAUAUGGUGACGAUGCAGAAGACGAUGAUGAUAGUUCGUCUAGUGAAGAACCUGCUAUGUGGUCAGCGGAGCACGAGAAAGAUUUCCUUCGUACAUUGUCUGCUUUGAAAACCCGUGAUCCAAGGUUGUAUUCAGGUCAAAAAUUCUUCACUGCUGAAGAUAAAGGAACAUCAAAUGAUAAUAUUGUUAAGUUAAAAAAAAAAGUUGCUCCAAUGUUUCUGAAAGAUUACGAAAGAAAACUUAUUCUGGAAAAAAGAGGUGAUAUCACUGAAGAUGAGGAAGAAAUGAAGACUUCUAAUCCUGGCUAUUACGAAGAACAGGAAUUAAUAAAACGAGAACUAAAAGCUGCGCUCGCUGAACAAGAUGAUGACACGGAGCCAUUGUUGCGACAACGUAUUAAGACGAAAGAUGAACUGAAAAAUGAAGAAGACCAGUAUUAUGAAUGGCUGAAAGGACAAAGAAAUGAAGAUCUUCCCGAUGUAGAAGAACUGAAAGGGCUCAAAGAAGCGUGGAAUGAUAUGAAUUUAGACGAAAGCGAGAAAUUUCUACGUGAUUAUUUAUUAAACAAAAAAUAUGAUCUUGAAGGCGAUGAUAGUGUUCCGUCGUAUGAAGAGAUUGUGAAAGUCGAAGAGGAUGAGGAAGAGCUAGAAAGAGAGAAUGAGUUUGAACGGAAAUAUAAUUUUCGAUACGAGGAACCUGAUCAAGAUUUUAUUAAAUAUUAUCCUCGGACGAUAAAACAAUCUUUACGGAAAAAAGAUGAACGACGGAAGCAAAAAAGAGUCGAAUAUAAAGAACGUAAAAAAUUGGAGAAACAAGCGCGAAAAGAUGGAAUUAAAGAACUAAGAGCUUUAAAAAAGAAAGAAAUUGAAGAAAAAUUGAAAAAACUGAAGAAAUUAGCUGGGGACGACAGCCUUCCACUUAAUGUAGAUGAUCUAGAAGCAGAUUUCGAUCCUACGGCUUACGAUAAACGCAUGAAAGAAGUUUUCAAUUCUCAGUAUUAUGAAAAAACUAUGGAAGAGAAUGAAGGAAAGCCUGUUUUUUCUGAUACUUCCGAUGUCUCUACUGAUGAUUCAGAUUACGAUACUUUCGAAGUGGAUAAAGAAAGAAAAGAAAAAGAAACUGGAAAUGUUAGUAACGAUGAUGGAGCGUGUGACCUUGAAAAGAAACCAAGUCGGAAAAAGAGGAAGAGAAAUUCUCGUUUUUUAGAAGCUGUUCUUAAAAAAAAACCGUUAUUUAAUCCAGAAGAGAAGUCGUUUGAAGAAUAUUUCAACGAAUACUAUGCACUUGAAUAUGAGGAUAUAAUUGGUGAUGGCUUAAUAACUAAAUUUAAAUAUCGCAGUGUGCCAGCUAAUGAUUUUGGAAUAACAAUUGAUGAGUUAUUAAAUGCGGACGACCGACAGUUAAACGCUUGGGCAUCAUUAAAAAAAGCUACAGCCUACCGUUCAGAGGCUGAAGAAUUGUACGAUAUCAAAGCUUACAAAAAGAAAGCAUUGAACGUUUUGAAGAAAAAAAAAAUUUUUAGUACCGAUUUUGGAGGAAAUAACUCUAAGAAAUUGGCUGAAAAUAAUGACAGUGCUAAUAAUAUGAAAUACACGUGCCAAAUGAAUAAAAUACCAAACAAGAAAAAGAAGAGAACAAAGAAAAGCAGUGAAAAGGUUCCUGAGGAUGUGAACUCCAGAGAACAAGGAGCAAAUAGCACUAUGGUGGUGCAAGAGAGAGACCGGUUGAUGAAUCAUUCAAAAAAUGCGCGUAAUCGUAAGAACCACAGCACGUUUGAACAAUUUAAUUCAAUAGUUGACGUUAAUGAUGAUAGACUUCGUGCUUAUGGCAUUAAUCCAAAGAAAUAUAAGAAUAAGUUAUUUCGUCAACAACAAAACGGUACACGUGAAGAUAUUAAGAGGGAUCAGUAG